Messenger RNA from Paralichthys olivaceus (Japanese flounder), 4439 nucleotides. Its product is annotated as RING finger protein 122-like. The record is from RefSeq and is a predicted model, not a curated record. NCBI's taxonomy places the organism in Eukaryota, Metazoa, Chordata, Actinopteri, Pleuronectiformes, Paralichthyidae.
AUAUACGGUCUGGUUUAUAUGCAGAGAGCGGGGGGAGAGACCCAGGACGGCCAGGGGUAAAGACAGGUCAGGCGGGCGGGCAGGAGGGGGCGAGAGGAGGGAGGACAGAAGGAAGGAGGGGGCGGUGAGGAGCGGAGCUGCGAUGCAGACAGCAGAUCACAUGAGCACGGAUCUGUUUACAAACUGAAGUGGAGCACGGAGACGAGGAAGAACAGAGGAGCGGAGUGAACGUGAGAGGAAAGGACGAGAGAAGAGAGGAGAGGCUGGAUCCACAUUAGCCGCAGUGUGUCAAACCCCCAGGAAGAGAUGAGGAGCUGCUCUCCAACAUUACCGAGGCUCACUGACUGACUGACUGCCUGUCUGCCGGGGGAACCCAUCCAUGUCCUUCCCUUUGUCUCUCCAUAAUUGGCCACGGCAGGUUUGCACAGCCUAGACAGGAGGACAGCGACGUGAAGGUCUGGAGAAGAGAGGAGAGAGUGACAGAGGAGAGAAAGAAGGAGAAGAGAGAAAGAGAGAGAGAGAGAGGGGGAGCCUCGUAACGAUGUUCUGAAGAGGAGACAAAGCUGAACAGCAGGGAGUCGUGCUCGGCCAGAGGUUUUGUUUUUACCAGAGCGCUGGAUUGGAUUUGGACUUUAUUUCCUCAUACUGUCUGUGACAUUGGAGUCUUUUCAUCCACCUCGCCCACAGGAUCGUCUCCAUGCUGAGGGAAGACACAUCUGGGAGGCUAAAUCUCAACUGAGGUGGAUGUUUUACACUUAAUAAUCUCUGCUGACUGAUUUGUCCCCGUUGGGUUGAGCAGCUGCUUACUGGGCUGAUGUCCCCUUGAAGAACUGGAAUCUCUAAUCAGGUCUAUUUACUCCAGACCACACGGAUAUAACUCUCUCUGUCAACUCUCAGGGUCAACUAGUCUGGACUUAAAAGGUAGUGGACAUUUUAUCCACCGCCAAUCCCCUUUUAAACCAACUUGUGGAAACCAGAGUUUGUGAUAUUGCAGUGGCCAUUACCUCUGCAACUUUCUAGCUUUGCCAUCUGAACAGCUGCAUUUAAUGCAUCCUGUCAAAUGGUGUAACGGGUGUCUGUGUGACCUUGGAUUGCAGAACUCCAAACUCCACUGCAAGAUGACGUCCGAGGAGCUCUUCAACCUGCCGCUCAACAUCUACAUCAUCGUCCUGAGCAUUGGCCUCUUCGUCCUCAUGCUCAGCCUCCUCUUCUGCUGCUACCUCUUCAGAUUGAGGCGACGAGGUGCUCGAGAACAGUAUGGCUACAGUGAGGUUGUUUUGAAAGGAGCCGGGAAGAAACUGAGCCUUCUUGGUCAAACAUGUGCAGUGUGUUUAGAAGAGUUUCGCAGUAAGGACGAGCUCGGGGUGUGCCCAUGUUCACAUGCUUUUCACAAGAAGUGUCUGCUAAAAUGGUUAGAAAUCCGCAGCGUCUGUCCCAUGUGCAACAAGUCCAUAUGUCGCCUCCAGCCUGCACAAUCAUCUGAGCGGCGACAAAGUCUCCUGGAGGUCUGAGAGGGGAACGCAUGUCCAGCAUUACGUCACGUUCUCCACUAAAUUGACACGUGCCACUAUAGAGGGUCCUGUUUCACUGUCCAACAGACUGUAUUAAUAGUAAAGCAUUUUGAGGCAGAGCUACUGUGGAAGAAGACAUUUUAUUUACUGGACAUUUGGAACUAAAUAACCUAACAAGCUAACUGAGAUAGAUCCGGUAAUGUUAGAGACUUUCCAACAAUAAAUGGAUUAAUGCUUCUAUUUCCAAUACCCUAGCUAGGUUGCGUUAAUGCACAAGUGCCUUAAAGCUGCAGAUUCUCCGAAGGGCCCUAAAAUCAAAUUCAGACUGAGUUACUGGUUUUGAGCUAAUCCCAGUUAUUCUGUACAUGUUGUAUAGGUGGAUUUAAAACUUUUUAGUUGCCAGGACAAUGACAAGAGCUGUGUGUGCUCAACUGCCAGGUUUUGCCAAUUUAUUUGAGUUUCUGAUUUAACCUUUUAAUCUGGGAGGAUUCUCAGUCAUCCAUGUCGUGUUUAUCCAAGAAAAUUUGAAUGGCGUGCUUGGUUUUAGAUAGUUACUAAUUGAUGAAGAUCUCUCGUCCAAGACGCUUUUUCAGUUACAGCUGACUGUUGAGGAGCCCCAGGUAUUUAACUAUGGUGGGGUCAGUAUGAAUUAUAUGACUUGGUUCGUUAGUGCCCCUGGCUGUUGUAACGACAGUUGUUUGAUGUUGGACUCGUGAAAUGUGAAUGUUGGUUAAAUUCACCGGAAAGGAAUGAAAGGACUGCAUUGUAGGUGGUGGUGUCGUGGACCUCCUCCUCUGUUGGGGGGUGGGUUCUCUACUUUGACUUAUUCUUUAGGUGUAAGUAAACACGUGAAGAGUGUGCUCCUGUUAUGAGUGAGCCAUGCAUGUGUUUAUUGGUUGGAUUGUUUCACCCAUAUGUGCAUUCCUGACUGCAUUGGACAGCAGACAUUAGAUGUAUUUUUCAGGUGUAUGGGCUUCUGGGCAGUUCAUGCCCUAGUGUGAUGCUGGGUUUGAAAUACACAGAGAUGCAGUGCUUGUUGAAGAUCAGUGUCUCAAAUACUCCAGACACGUGUAAGAUGACAGUGUUGUUGGCACAUUAUCAGCUUUGUUCUGAUAACUCCUAGCCUGUGUUCCAGUGGAGCUGGAGGAGCUUUCCACAGGAACUAGGAAACUUUGCAGAAACUGGGUCGCAAUUAAGAUCAGUGGAAAUCUUUUUUAUCCCAAAAAACGCCCCUUCAAGGGAGGUAGUACUUUGGAAAAGUAGAGAGGUGUGGUAGGGAUUGCAGUUUGGAAGAGGACUGAUUGGUUAAGUAUUCCUGCAAUAUUUUUUCAGCAGUAUGGUUUGAAUAUCUUCCAUGUUUACUGCUGUUUUGCUUAAUUGUUACAGUUUCAUCAUUGUUGUAUAAUCGUUUGCAUUGUGACCUCCUGGUCGACUGGAGUGGAACAGCUUGUUGAAGCCAUUGGUUGUUCACACAUCUCUCCUGGUCUAUGUAGACUGUGGUGGAAACAGUGGUGAACAGGUGUGAAAGAAACUUUUAAGUUCCUUGGAGAAAGUUCCUGGGGUCCAAAAGUUCCAGUUACUUUUGUUGCACGGCCGAAGAUUACUUGGACAGCAAGAGAGCCGUGAAGCUACAGGCUCGUUCUUAAUCUUUGGGUCACACCACAGAUUAGAUGUUUAUAUUUGUAUAGUCUUAUUCUUGUUUUUUAUAGCAAAAGCACAUCUGCUUAGUGGUCUUCAGUUUAAUAUUAGAUGAAGUUACAGUAACCUUUAGAACUAUGAUUAAUCCACUUAGCUUUGAUCAUCCAUCAGGCAGAGACAUGGGUGGAGCUGUGACAUUAACACGACAGCAUCAAGGAUUUAGCAUUCCUCACGACCGUCAAAUUCACAGCAUCAUCACAAGCAGUACAUUCUGUUGCUAUGGUGUCAUUGUCAGACUAUGGAGAAACCAGCCCCCUGUCACCGGCUGAGGAUCUGACCACGUUUUAAUACAUAUUCUAAAUGGUUUACUGUCUUUUUUCUCUCCGCUGUGUUCAAGUUGAAUGUGGAGUCAGAUGAUCUACUAACAUCUUAAGAAACACUCCUUCUAUGGGACAAAAACAGUUGUGUUGGGCCCUCAGCGAUUUCCAGGAUGUUAUAGUGUCACUUCUGUAACUCAGCUAAUGAGAUUAUUCCUGCCUCCAGAGCAGCUCUGCCUCUGAGACAUGUUUGUAUGACAGUUUGGCCCAUAAUUAUCUGCAGCUCCAUGCAAAUGUGAUGUGUCUUGGUCUUAGGCCUCAACUUAAGGGGCUGGAGCUCGGAAAGAGGAAGAUUCAACCACCAGACAACACCAGCUUCGGAGAACUGUUCUUGCCCCAGAAUUGAUGGGUAAUGCAGAGACUGUCGUGACAGAUGUAGAGCAUUUACAAUCAAAAUAACCAGAAUCCUGUUUAAUUGAACAAAACGGGAUAAUUGCUAACUUUAGAUAGAAUGUUGUGGUGUGUGUGUAUUGGCUGUAAUCUUCGUUUGUCUGACAGUCAAUCAGCUCCGUCCCACAGUGUGUUGCCAAACUAAAUGAAGGUAAUGAAGCCCUAAAUGGCAAGACAUCGGAGCCAUGUGGGAUCUGAGAGAAGAGACAGCUACGUGCUGUCGAAUGCGUGUUCAGCUACAACAAGGGUCUGAAGGGACUUAACCACAAAAUGCACACAGGGUUUUUAAGUUAUUUUUAACUGUUUUGUUUCAUAAUUGGCUCUUCAUCAAAUGAAUCAAGGCUCCUGACGUCUAAGAACCGCUCUGUACUGAUAUGAAUAAAAACACUGCACGGAUAUGAGGUGCCCCACGAACACCAUUCUCCAAGGGUUGGAACACACUAUGACUACUGUGCAAAUUGUAAAUGCUUUGAAUUUUCUAUUUCUGAAAAAAAAUACAGAAUCAGUGUUUUGAUAAAGUCAA